AAAUAAGUAAAAAAAUGGACCAAUCAUAGUUUCACUAUAGCAGACUAAACUCAUGCGCAUAACGAGGAAUGUAGAAAUUUAGUCGAAAAUACGCCAUGCUAGUUGAAUCUGGUUAUAAGUUGCUUUACAUCAUUUCAACAUCAUGUCUGUAGCUGAGUUUUUAAAGGGACUGCCUUCGCACGACGAAAACAAUUUUGCAAAUUUUCACACUGACAGUAAUAAUCGAACAUGUGUCAAAAGACCCUCUGUUUAUUUGCCAACCAAGGAUUACCCUUCCGAACAAGUUAUUGUUACCGAAAAAACUACCAUUCUCCUGAGGUACUUGCACCAACAAUGGGAUAAAAAGAACGCAGGGAGGAAACGAGAACUCUUAUCAGUUAAUGCAGAUCUACAAGAAGAUGGAACAAACAAUCGUUGUAAAAGACCCCGAGUUGAUCUCAAUAAUUCUCUUUAAGUUUUAAUCCAGUGAAAUAUUAAUUAACUAUAAUUAUGCGAAGAGAUCAAUGACUUGAAUUAUCACUAAACACACAAAAGAAAAAAAUUAAAAUUUACUAUUUUCGUGUUAGAAAAUAACAAUUAUCAUAUAUAUCUUCCGUUUUAUAUUUGUUUGUCUAUUAUAACAACAAUAAGAAUAGAAUUAUUAUUAUUAUUCUUAACAACUAUAUUUCUGACAAGCAUUGACAGUGAUGAAUUUUAAUGAUGAGAUUUGUAAAAAACGAGAUAUUAUAGCAGACAAACAUUUUAUUUAUAUAAAAUGAACAUCACGUCGUCACAAACUAAACUUAAAAGAACCUUAUA
Messenger RNA from Leptopilina heterotoma, 798 nucleotides. Its product is annotated as DET1- and DDB1-associated protein 1. The record is from RefSeq and is a predicted model, not a curated record. Bases 143 to 454 code for a protein of 103 amino acids. Gene Ontology annotation, biological process: positive regulation of proteasomal ubiquitin-dependent protein catabolic process. The transcript has 4 exons. Lineage: Eukaryota; Metazoa; Arthropoda; Insecta; Hymenoptera; Figitidae. Gene Ontology annotation, cellular component: Cul4-RING E3 ubiquitin ligase complex.